Molecule: messenger RNA, 3144 nt
Organism: Calypte anna (Anna's hummingbird)
Lineage: Eukaryota; Metazoa; Chordata; Aves; Apodiformes; Trochilidae
Gene: MRS2
Product: magnesium transporter MRS2
Exons: 11
Coding region: 65-1294 (409 amino acids)
Biological process (GO): mitochondrial magnesium ion transmembrane transport
Cellular component (GO): mitochondrial inner membrane
Molecular function (GO): magnesium ion transmembrane transporter activity
Source: RefSeq, a predicted model, not a curated record
UGCCGGCGGCGGCCCUGUCCCGCAACCGCCUGGCGUGGCCCUGCCCGGCCCGGCCCACAGCGCGAUGCCACCGCCAGCUCCGCUCCUCCCCGGCUGCGCAAGGGCAACCCAUCAGCCGCCCGGCUUCCUCCUUCGCCGCGGCUGCGCGCUGAGUGUAUUCUAUCGGUGUGCUACAACAGAGGCCUCCCAAGCCACCUUAGCCAGCGUCUCGCCUGUUUUUGCUGUGAUGAAGCUUGACACAAAGGGAAACAGUACCUAUUUUGAAAAAAAGAAAACCGAAUUGUACCAGGAAUUGGGUCUUCAAGCUCGAGAUCUAAGAUUUCAACACCUAAUGAGCAUUGCAACUAGAAACAACAGAAUCAUCAUAAGAAUGGAGUUCUUGAAGGCUGUCAUAACACCAGAGUUUCUUCUGAUACUAGAUUAUCGUAAUUUAAAUUUGGAACGCAGGCUUGUCAAAGAACUAGCAUCUCAGCUGGCUGGGGAAGGUCAACUGGUUACAUAUUCCCUGCCCUUUGAGUUCCAAGCCAUAGAAGCAAUCCUGCAGUACCGGAUCAGCAAACUGCAUGAGAGACUUAACACUUUGCAGCCUCAGAUCCUUGAGACACUGGAAGCUCUAGUGGACCCCAAGCUUUUGUCUGUGGAUAGGAGUAAACUACACAUUCUCCUGCAAAAUGGCAAGAGCUUGUCAGAACUGGAAACAGAUCUUAAAGUUUUCAAAGAAACAAUUCUGGAGAUCUUAGAUGAAGAAGAAUUAAUAGAAGAGCUCUGUAUAUCUAAAUGGACUGAUCCACAAGUAUUUGAGGAGAGUACGUCUGGGAUUGAUCAUGCAGAGGAAAUGGAGCUGCUGCUGGAGAACUAUUACAGAGAAGCUGAAGAGCUUGCAAAUGAAGCUCGUGAACUCAGAGUACUGAUUGAUGACUCAGAAAGCAUCAUCUUUAUCAACCUGGACAGCCACCGUAAUGUGAUGAUGAGAUUGAACUUGCAGCUGACUAUGGGGACUUUCUCUCUCUCUCUCUUUGGACUCAUAGGAGUUGCAUUUGGUAUGAAUUUAGAGUCAUCUCUUGAAGAGGACCCCAGAAUAUUUUGGCUGGUGACAGGGAUUAUGUUUCUGGGAAGUGGCCUGAUAUGGCGGCGCUUGCUUUCCUUCCUCGGGCGGCACCUGGAACCUCCGCUACCUCCUCACGUUCCUACAGUUCUGAAAAAAUCCAAACCAGCAGCUGGAAGAGUGGAGAUAAAGAACAACCUUAAAGCAGAAACGUUUGGGCUGAGCAGAAGCACAUUAACAAACCAAUAGGAGCAACAGGAAUUAAAGAGACUUUUAUUGUUAAAGGGUGGACUCUGGGUACUUCCCUUGCAUUUGUUCUUCCGUAUGGAAAAGAACAAGAAUUUCUAAACUUCCUAAUUUAAAAUAUAUUUUGUGCCAAAAACCUAUAGUGAGAUUUUAAUGCUCUCACAUAAAAGGAGAGAAGCACAAGGGAAAGUAGUGUUGUGCUUUCCACAGUAGUCUCACUUCCACAACACCUAUGUUCAAUAGUUUUCUGUAUCACAUACAUACAUAUAUUUUUGGGGCAUUCUCAAUUUCAGGUGUUUCUGUCAAAUACUUCUUCACAUAAUGUUCCCUUUCUUAAAGAGAACAGUAUUUCCAGUUUAAAGACUGACAGCACUCAGUAUUCCUCAAUAAUUCUGAGUCUGAGAUGCAGAUUUAGGGUUCUGCAGAUUUAGGAAUCUGACUGCAAAUAUCAAAGAAAAAGCCACCCCAGAAAAGGCCUCUUGAAUGGAUUCUGUUUAAUUGCACAGAACAAAUUUUUCCAAAGUGAAAAGCAUUCCUGUAUCUCUUGUGUAGCAUCACCUCUAAUCUGGCAGUAACCAGAAAUAAUAGUUUCCCUUAUUCUGAGUGAGCAAUAAAAGGCUUUGAACCACAGCUACUUUGGUAUACCAGAAAAGUGGGCCUGUUGGUAACAUACACUUCUGCUUGCUUACCAUCUGACACUAUUUUAACACACAGUGAUACAUCUGCAGUUUGACAACUCUUUGUUGUCAUAAGGACUGAUUCAAAUGCUGAUAAAUUCAACAGAUCAGUUGUUGGUUUCUCUUUUCUCUCCAAAGAAGACAAGACAAGACAAAGCAUGGACUGGCCUGCACCACAGUAAGCAGUGGUUAGUAAAGGGGGUGGAAGCCUCAUGCCCUGGGGUGGACUGAGGAAGGAGUAAAAUUCUUACACACACUGUUUUCAUUUUCUCUCAGAACUUCUCUCUGAACUCUGCAAAUGUAGUCCCCACUGGUUUCUCCCAGACUGUAGAGGGAGAAUGAAAUCCUUCUAAAUCAGGUCACAAACUGUCUGGUUUUUGCUUGGCAUUUUUUAACUUUCUGAUGUACAGGGAGGUGUUCCCUAGGUGCCACCAGAUAACUGUUGUACUGGCAGGGGUUGAAAAAACAGUAACUGUAGCUGUGAACAUUUUUACUAAGGAAUAAAGAAUCAAAAAUCAAAAUGAAAAGGUACAUAAGUUAAAUUUAUGCAGGCAUGUAAUUCUAGUUGGGCUAAAAUCAGUUGUACCCGAUUUUGAAGCAGUUGUUCUUGCUCAGUAUGUGAAUUUAACUACAGACAUAAAUGGCAUGAGAAGGUGAGAAAAUUGAUGGUGUUUGCAAUUUGAGGUUUUUAGCUGAAUUUCUUGCAACAUUUUGCUUAGCAGAUAGAGAUAUAAAUAAACUUUUAAACCAAGCAAUCAAGUGGAAUAAACAAUGGCUCACAUACCUUGGGUGUUAAACCCCAAGAAAGGCCUGUGCAUGAAGGCAGAUUGAUGUAAACGUGUUUGCUGCCAAGUUGUAGUUGCAUUAGGCCAGGACUGAAAUGUGUUCAUACAGCUGUUUACAGCUGGAAGUUUUCAUGAAAGCUUUCCAAGCCCUGUCCUUGGUGCAGAGAGGCUUCUGUCAACUUUAUUGACUUUUCCUGUACAUAACUGAAAAGCACUGAAAAGACACUUUUUACAAGACUAUCUUUCAAGUAAUCAAAAUACAUUAAUGUGCAGUAAAAUUAUUCUGAAAUUUUACAAAGGUGUUAGUUCUUUAAUUUUUUUUUUUUAAUGUGUUCUUUUAUUUGGACAAGUCAGGUCCCCAAAAUAGAUGUUAAAAUGCAUUAUACAUCAA